Molecule: messenger RNA, 1101 nt
Organism: Penicillium egyptiacum
Lineage: Eukaryota; Fungi; Ascomycota; Eurotiomycetes; Eurotiales; Aspergillaceae
Source: the annotation of a GenBank genome assembly
AUGAAUCGGAAUUUAGUUCAUCCCACCUCAGUCACAUCCCCGCGAAGAGAGGAUAUACGGUCUCGCGAAACAUCCUCGGUAUACUCUUCUCCCAUUUCUACCUCGUCCCAGGGAGGCCUGUCGCCUAUUGGUCUUGGAAUUUCCCACUGCGAAAUCGAGAAUGCAUUCGGUCAACUGAGGGUCUUCCCUCCCACGGCUACACUACCAUCGCAACUAGUUCCUGGAGCGCCAACUCCCACUUUUGCAUUAUCCUAUGGCGACUACUCUAGCGGAGCAUGCUACCCACCAGUCUACAACGGACUUGUCAAUAGUGCUUCGGAGACUCCACUGGGGUUCUACAGCCCCACGACGAUGAGCGCGUCCCCCAGCUACAACUCGACUAUGGAUGUUGUUCCUGGCCAGAAUGUCUUCCCAGGCCAAAUGACCGACAUGUGGAUGCACACGCCUUGCCCGGCACCGACAACGCCGUCGGAUGUUCCCCCGGGGACUGUGGCGAAUGGAGCCGCAGGACAAUGGGGCCAGAGUGUAUUUCCGGACGCGUGCAUGCCCUCCACGAUGCCCCUAUUGCCAGUCAACAAUGUUUCCUACCUUGGGGCGAUGGGAGAGGAGAUUGGGUACGACAGAUCCUCCGGACAGAGCGUCAACACCGGACAAGCCGUGUCUCAACCUCAAGCAUCUGUCGAAGGGACUCAUGGUGUCACAAACUCAAGCAAAAGAGAGCGCGGCUCAUCAAAUGACAGGCUAAUAUCUGCCAGUGGCCUGGAAUGUCCCAUUUGUGGUGCCAAAUUCACGCGACGCUCCAACUGUAAGGAGCACCAAAAGAUGCACAACCCUGAAUGGAAGAACAACCAUCCGUGCGAUACCUGCCACAAGACUUUUGGGCGAAGCUCAGACCUCAAAAGACACAUGAACACCGUUCAUCACGGGCUUCGGAAGUACAGCUGUGACCUUUGCGACCGGCGUUUCAGUCGCCAUGAUAGUCUGGUUAGACAUGAUUGUGUAGAGAAGCACCGCAACACUGAGAAGUCUACUGGUCACGCUGAGGCGUCGCUUAUGCUCAGGCCGCGCCAGCGAGCGUCGAACCGCCGCUCAGCUAGCUAA